AUGAGGAAGAAAACCAAUCCAAAACCAUCAAAGAAAUUGAAAAAACUUGUAAUCAUUGCAGCAUGUGUGUUUCCAUUGUAUUUAGGAUAUCUGUAUUAUCAAUACACCCUCAGAUGCCAAGAUCCUCCAAAAAUCGAACAAGUUUGCAAAAAAACGGAUAUCUCACUCAAGCAAUUUCAUAACAAAAUAUGCAUUACAGCCUCAUUACUAACACGUGUACCGCAUCCUACAGUUCCUUAUCAUAAAUUAUUUUCAAUGAAUAUUUCAAAUGAUUUCUUUACAGAAAUCUAUUCGAGUUCUGAUUUCGAGACAGUUUCUGGGUCAUACUCACAAACUCAAUUUUGUGUUUAUCACCAAUUUCCUCAAUAUUUUAAUCUUUCUCUCUCAUGUAACGGAGAAAAUAUUUACAAUGACACCAUUCACAUUAUUGAGGCAGAUCUAUCAAAUGAAGGAUCUAGUAAUGUUCGUCUCAAUGAUGGAACAAUGCUUGUUUUAAGUGAUUUUUGCCUCGAUAAAAAUGAUAACAUUCUUUUCGUUUCAAAGCACCAUAUAGAUGCAAAACCUAUUUCACUUUCCCAUAAUAAGAACGUUACACUCAAUAUCAGACCGAGAAAAUCUGUUAAAAAUUGGAAUCUUGAUAAAUGGACGACAGUUUUCUCCCAUUUUCCGAAAACAGAGUGUUGGAUGUCAAUAAUGAGUUCAUUGCUUCCGCUUUGGAAGGGGAGCAUUGAAGAUAACCACGGAAUUAAGCUUCGAAAAUUCGGUAUGACAAAAGACGAAGCUGAAAUUUACAUGAGAAUGAGCCCGGACUUCAGAAAUAGCAAUGCAAAGCAAUGCUUUGGCUAUGGAGUUUUUCCAAAAUCACAAAAUCUUCUUGAUCUGAAUUAUUUCCAUUUAAUUUACGAUGCAACUCUAUCGUAUGAUUCAAAUACUGUCAAAAGAUUCAGAGAAAAUAUCACAAAAACGACAAGGCAUCGAGAUAGAAUUCUCAUCGAUAAAUAUUUUGCAAAAGAUAAUCAAGAUAUUGUUAACCUGCCUGAUUUCGAUGUAAUAAUACUUAAUGAAAGUCUUCCACUCUACAAAAUUGCAGACCUUAUGCAUAGUUCUAGUAUUUACAUAUUUUCUCAUCUUACAACAGCUGUUUACGGAUUAUUCCUUGAUCCUUCAUCAAUGAUGAUCGAAAGGAAAAUGAUUGGCGCUGGAUGUUUAGAUUAUGGAAAAAGAAUUUCAAAUUUAGUCGGUUCCAAAUACAUGGAAGUAGGCAAAACAGAUGAAGAGUGCACAAUUCCUAGCUUAGAGAAAUAUAUUGUUCAAGAACCAAAGUUUUCAAACAAAAAUUGCUUAAAAGAGAUUAAAGAAAAGAUUGGAUUGUAA
This is a messenger RNA of Trichomonas vaginalis G3, 1374 nucleotides long. RefSeq lists its product as uncharacterized. The coding region runs from base 1 to 1374 and encodes 457 amino acids. The record is from RefSeq and is a predicted model, not a curated record. NCBI's taxonomy places the organism in Eukaryota, Parabasalia, Trichomonadida, Trichomonadidae. The transcript has a single exon.